AUGAAUCAGCAAUGUUCGUGUGGGAACUGGGCAGUGGAGAAGACGUCAUGGACGGAAUAUAAUCCGGGGCGACGAUUCCUCACUUGUGUCAACGGUAGGUGUAACUUUUUCAGGUGGAAUGAACCAGAGUUCGAUGCGCGCAGUAAGAGUGUGAUAAACGGACUACUCCGGCGGUUGAAGAACAAGGACGACGAGCAUUUCGCUGAGAUGAUCAAGGCUAAAGAUGAGUACCAACAUUUCUACAAGGAGGAGCUCACAGAGACACAAAAUGAAGCUGCCAUUUACAAGGAGAAGAUGUCUGAGUUGAAGAAAGAAGCGAGACAGUGGAAAUUUGUGUGUGUGUUAUUGUUGUUGUACGUUUUCCAUUACUGGUUUGCACCAGUUGGUAGGGAUGAAACCAAUGUGUAA
Molecule: messenger RNA, 408 nt
Organism: Daucus carota subsp. sativus
Lineage: Eukaryota; Viridiplantae; Streptophyta; Magnoliopsida; Apiales; Apiaceae
Exons: 1
Coding region: 1-408 (135 amino acids)
Molecular function (GO): zinc ion binding
Source: RefSeq, a predicted model, not a curated record